GGCCACCGUGUCUCAAGGCCCAUUGAAAAACUCCCCACUCUCACGCCUGGGCGUUUCAUUCUCACUUUCUUCUUCCAACUUCCUUUUUCUUCUCCUCUGGAAGUAGCCUAGCCGCUUUCUCCGACAUUUUUUUUUUCUGGUUUUUCGACAAUAAGAAUAUGCUAGGAAUUGCGCGCAGAAAAGUUGUUCGUGGUGGUGUUUCAGUGUUAGGUCGCCAAAUUCGAAGGAAUUCAGGAGCAUCUGCAGCUCCUUUUGGAUCUAAUGUCUAUGUGACAACUGGAAAAGAGACUUUGCUUCACAGACAAGGAUCAAAGCUUGUACGGAUUGUUGGCUUAAAUGGGAAUUUGGGCUGUCCAGCUAGUGUGAGGUCUCUAAGGCCAGUCGGAUCAUGUUUACAAACAGACCCUUCGAGCAAUGUAUGGAAUAGGUCCUACUCAUCAGAUGGUGGUGAGGUUGUUGAAGCCGUUGUGCCCUUCAUGGGCGAGUCAAUUACUGAUGGAACUUUGGCUGCAUUCUUAAAGCAUCCAGGAGACCGCGUUGAAGUUGAUGAGCCGAUUGCACAAAUUGAAACAGAUAAGGUCACUAUGGAUGUUGGUAGUCCUGAAGCUGGAGUCAUUCAUCAGCUUUUAGCCAAAGUAGGUGAUACUGUGGAGCCUGGCACUAAAAUAGCAAUCAUAUCAAAAUCUGGUGAUCACACUCAUGUAGCUCCAUCAGAGCCACCAACCAGCAAGAGUGUUGCAGCAAAGAAGGAAAAGCCGGAUGAGGAGAAUGCAAAAGCUAAAGCCCCUACCCAAGAGAAGCCUAAAUCUGAAGAUGUUGCUCCCAAGGACAAGCCCAAACCCCCUUCACCAUCUGCAAAGACCUCACCUUCAGAACCUCAACUACCUCCUAAGGAAAGAGAGAGAAGGGUUCCAAUGACAAGACUGAGAAAGCGAGUCGCUACACGUUUAAAGGACUCUCAGAACACCUAUGCCAUGUUAACUACUUUUAAUGAAGUUGAUAUGACAAACUUGAUGAAGCUGCGGUCUGAUUAUAAAGAUGCCUUUGUUGAGAAGCAUGGGGUCAAGUUGGGAUUCAUGUCAGGAUUUGUCAAAGGGGCAGUGAGUGCUCUUCAGAGUCAACCUAUUGUUAAUGCUGUCAUUGAUGGGGAUGACAUCAUAUACCGAGAGUACAUUGAUAUCAGUAUCGCUGUGGGCACUCCUAAGGGUCUUGUGGUUCCUGUUAUCCGGGGUGCGGAAAAAAUGAACUUUGCUGAGAUUGAAAAAGGAAUUAACACUCUUGCUAAGAAGGCCAGUGAUGGAACAAUAUCCAUUGAUGAAAUGGCUGGAGGGUCUUUUACUAUAUCGAAUGGUGGUGUUUAUGGAAGUCUUUUGAGUACCCCAAUAAUCAACCCCCCACAGUCCGCAAUAUUAGGUAUGCACUCCAUUGUGAAUCGCCCAAUGGUGGUCGGUGGUCAGAUAGUUUCACGACCUAUGAUGAAUGUUGCUCUGACUUACGAUCACAGGCUGAUUGAUGGAAGAGAGGCGGUCCUCUUCUUACGCCGAGUCAAGGAUGUGGUGGAAGAUCCCAGGAGGUUGCUUCUUGAUAUUUGAGAGAGCAAAACAUUUCCUUUUUUUUACUGCCAUAGUAUAAAAUAAAUUGUCAUAUAAUCACAAUUUCCGGGGGUUAAUUUUCACCCUGCCUUGAUUUAUAACCGGGUGCAUCAUGAUUUUGACAUACUUUUCCUCUGGUGAUGUAUUUUUUGACUCUUGGCUCUAUUUAUGGUUUACUAGAGAUACUCUUACGGGAAGUAUAGUACCCGCUUAUAACAAUUGGUAAUUUUGGGCAA
Beta vulgaris subsp. vulgaris (sugar beet) is the source of this 1828-nucleotide messenger RNA. RefSeq names its product dihydrolipoyllysine-residue succinyltransferase component of 2-oxoglutarate dehydrogenase complex 1, mitochondrial. The coding region runs from base 159 to 1592 and encodes 477 amino acids. Gene Ontology annotation, biological process: tricarboxylic acid cycle. Gene Ontology annotation, molecular function: dihydrolipoyllysine-residue succinyltransferase activity. Lineage: Eukaryota; Viridiplantae; Streptophyta; Magnoliopsida; Caryophyllales; Amaranthaceae. The record is from RefSeq and is a predicted model, not a curated record. Gene Ontology annotation, cellular component: oxoglutarate dehydrogenase complex. The transcript has 15 exons.